GACAUUAUUUGUAUUGUAAAUAUCCAGCAUGACUGCGUCAAAGCACAGUGCAUGGAUGUUAGUCAACGCUGUGUCCUUCAAGAACGAACCGAGACUGCGCACACAAGGCCUGUCGUUCAGCACCAACCCUCACCAUUUUACCUUCUCAACGCAUAUUCAAUUCACAAUUACGCCCAGAUUCAAUCUGUAAUCCCUCAGUCUCUC
Messenger RNA from Suillus bovinus, 204 nucleotides. RefSeq lists its product as uncharacterized. The record is from RefSeq and is a predicted model, not a curated record. The transcript has a single exon. NCBI's taxonomy places the organism in Eukaryota, Fungi, Basidiomycota, Agaricomycetes, Boletales, Suillaceae. The annotation marks the transcript as partial.